Molecule: messenger RNA, 3204 nt
Organism: Penicillium alfredii
Lineage: Eukaryota; Fungi; Ascomycota; Eurotiomycetes; Eurotiales; Aspergillaceae
Product: LEA domain protein
Exons: 3
Coding region: 1-3204 (1067 amino acids)
Source: RefSeq, a predicted model, not a curated record
AUGGCUUCCCCAUCCGUGUGCAGAACAACCCCCAAGCUGGGCCAAAAAGCCACAACGCCCUCAAAAACUCGCAAUGGCUCCAGCUCCAGCGCCGCGCCCUCCUCCAAAGCCGAUGACAGCGUCGAGUCCGCCAAAAAGACCACCCCGCGCAAGCUCACCCCCAAGGCGCCGCAGCCUAUCCCCAACGAAGACAAAAUGGACGAUCAAUUUGCUGCAUCCCAGGUCUCUGGCUCGGCGGCGCCACUGGGAAGGGCGGCGUCCGGAGUCGCUGGGAAGGCGAAGGGUCUUGCCGGGACGGUCAAGAAUACUGCGCAGAAAGGCGCGGAGAGUGUGACACAGGCUAUGCCUUUGGAUCUGGCUGCGCUCAAGGGCCUUGAGGUUGCCGAUGGUGGACAGAUCCUUGGUCGGGACGGAAACCCGCUAGGGAAGGUCGUUGAGGGUGAACCCGAGGAUCUGGUGGGCCAGACUGUUGGAGAUAAUGGCGAGAUCCUCGAUGAAGAUGGUGAUUUGGUCGGACGCGUGGAUGUCUUGCAGGAUGCUGUCGAUCAAGCCAAGAAUGUUCCCGACGAAGCUCAGUCUAAGCUGGGUGACGUCCAAGACGUGGUCACUGACCUGGCUCAGCUGGAUGGCUUGCCUGUUUCUGAGGGCGGUGUCAUUAAGAGUGCCGCCGGCCAGGUGAUUGGCAAGAUCAUCGAGGGCGAACCGGAAGAUCUCGUUGGAUAUACCCUGAAUGAUGAGGGAGAAAUCGUUGAUGAGGAUGGCGACGCGAUCGGUCGUGUGGACCUGAUCCCGGUGAAAGACCAGCAAAAAACCAUCCAAGAGACCGCUAAUGACGCCACUGCAUACGCCAACGGAGUCCAGAACGAGAUCGACGAGUUCGAAGACGCGGACGAUGGACUGCCUGCCGACCAGGCCACGAACGCCGUUGACGGUGUCGCUGACCAGGCGAAAUCUACCGCCGAAGACGCCGCUGAGGACGCUCAAGACGCGGCCCCGGAUGCCGACGAGGCCAAGGAAGCCGCCGAAGAUACAGUCCAAGACGCCAAAGACACUGUUGAGGACGCCACCGAAGAGGCGAAGCAGCACAUCCCCAGCAUCGACACCCUCGAAGGCCUGACAUGCAACAAGCGCGGCUACAUCAUCGACGAAACCAGCGGAAAGCCUGUCGGCGAGCUCGUCGAGGGCGACCCCAAGAAACUGUCGAGACUCGGUGCGCAGCUCGACGACCAGGGCCAGUUCUGGGACAACCGCGGCAACGUCAUCGGCAAGGCCCAGGCGCUUCCGGUCGAGGAUGACCAUGACGAAGAAGGGCCAUUCUCCGGUCUGGAGGGCCUGGUCGUUGGCAAAGAUGGCUGGAUUGAGGACGAGAAUCAGACGCGCGUCGGACGACUGAUCGAGGGCGAUGCAAAGAAAUUGAUUGGCCGUGGUGUUGACGAGGACGGUGAGGUCUUGGAUCGAAACGGCAAUGUGAUCGCGCGCGCUGAGCGUUGGGAAGAACCCGAGGAGCCUACACCGGAUCUCUCAAUCCUGGACGGCUUGACCUGCAACAAGGCCGGGUAUAUUAUCGGGGCUGAGGGCUCCCCUAUUGGCCGUGUCAUCGAAGGCAACCUGAAGGAGCUUGCUGGCAAGAAGAUCCAGGACGGCGAAGUCUACGACGGCAAGAAGGUUGUCGGCCGCGUCGAGCUUAUCCCAGAGGAUGAACGCGAGACCAAGACCGAAGGUCCUUUCGCCGGCAUUGAAAGCCUUGUUGUCAACAAGGAAGGAUUUGUCGAGGACGAUGACGGCACCAUUGUCGGCCAACUUGUCGAAGGAGACGCGAAAAAGCUGCGUGGACGCGCUGUCGACGAGGAUGGCGAGAUCACCGACAAGUACGGCAACGUCAAGGGCCGUGCGGAGCCCUAUGAGCCGCCUGAAGAAGAGGCCCCGCCAGAGGAGGACCUGUCCCUCCUCGAAGGUGCGGUGGUGAACAAGACUGGAAACGUCGUGGACGCUGCUACCGGUGCCGUGCUUGGGCGCAUCGUCGAAGGCGACAAAAGACUAGCCGGUCGAAAGGUCGACGGCAAGGGCCAGAUCUGGGGAGACAAUGGCCAGGUGGUUGGACGCGCCAAGCUCAUCCCCGGCGCCGAGCAGGAGAAGGCCGAGGGCCCAUUCUACGGCUUCGACAACGCAGAGGUCGGCAAAGACGGCGUGGUCACGGACGCCGGGAGCAUCAUUGGACGACUGGUUGAAGGCGACGCCAAGCGCCUGCUGGGCCGGAAGGUCGACGAGGACGGCGAUGUUCUGGACAAGAACGGCAACACCGUUGGGAAGGUCGAGCGCUGGGAACCCGAAGAGAAAAAGCGGGAGGUCAACCCGAUGGCCGGCCGCAAGGUCACCAAGGAGGGCGAGGUGCGCGACGCGGAUGGUAACCUCAUCGGAAAGCUGACCUCGGGUAACUUGGCCACGCUGGUUGGGAAGAGCAUUGACGACAAUGGCUAUGUGGUCGACAAUGACGGCAACAAAAUUGGCGAGUGCACGCUGCUGGAGCAUAUCCCCGAUGAAGAGCCUGAAGGUCCUUCGCCCGAGGAGCAGGAAGCACAGGCUAAGGCCGAGCACGACCGCCAGCUGGCUGGGAGGAUGUGCAACAUCCUGAGCCAGACGUUGGAGCGAGUCAAGCCGGUGUGCAAUAUGAUCACUGAGCACCUCGAGAAAGCCGACCGCACGCCAAAGGAAGAGCUGGACGAAGAAAAGCUCGUUGAGAAGGUCAAGCCGCUGCUUGAAGAAGGUAACCGCAUCCUCCAGGAAUGCAAUGGCGCCAUCCGCGCCCUCGAUCCCGAUGGUCGCAUCGCCGCCACCGCCAAGGCGCGUGCCUCAUCGCGAGAUGCCAGUCCAGAGGAGUACCAGCUCGCAGACAUGCUCAAGGAACUGACCGAGACGGUGGUCAAGACGAUCGACAACGGACGCAAGCGCGUCGCUGAUAUGCCUCAUGCCAAGAAGAAGCUGAACCCGCUCUGGGGUCUGCUCUCCGAGCCACUCUUCCAGAUCAUUGCCGCGGUGGGCUUGUUGCUCAAUGGUGUGCUGGGCCUGGUGGGUCGGCUGCUCGAUGGCUUGGGCUUGGGAGGUUUGCUGAACGGUUUGCUUGGAGGAUUGGGAUUGAACAAGUUGAUUGACAAUCUGGGAUUGGGGAGUCUGACUGAUGCGCUGGGACUGGGAAGCAAAAACUAA